UCUGCUUUAUAUGAACUUUUAAGACAACACAAAUCGAAUCAACACUGGAUCGUCCGACUCCUACCACAUUCAAAUUGGAAAUCUUUCUAUGGAGACCAACAGGGAUCCUGGAGCAAUAUCAGCCCUCAUGAAGUGCCUGUACAGUUUUAAAAUCGUCAUGAUACGUGACGGUAAUGUGGGCAAGUCAUGCAUGCUGUAUCGAUACAUAAAUGGCUUGUUUCCAGAGAAAAUAUACUGUACCAUGGGAGCAGACUUCAGAAUUCACAUCCUAGAGGUGAAGCCAGGUGUGAGAGUAAAGCUACAGAUUUGGGAUACUACUGGUAAUGAAGCGUUUUGGAAGCAUCAGGUUGUCCAGUCUUAUAUUCCUCAUUCAGCUGGAUGCCUGCUGGUGCUUGACCUGGGCAAUCGUGAGUCUUUCAGAGUCGCUGAGCAUCAGUACACAGAGGUGUGUAAUAGAGUGAAUCCCUACACUGUCCUUUUUGUACUUGUGGGACACAAGUGUGACAGAAAAGAGCAGGAAGUGACUCAAGAGGAGGUGGAAGAGUUUGCAAGUGAAUUGAGAGCACCAUACAUCGAGGCCUCGGCUAGAUCGGGUCACAAUGUGGCAGAAGCUUUUGAGCUGUUGACCCGACGCAUUUAUCAGGGCUAUCUGAGUGGAGAGGUGCGUUUACAUGAAAGCUGGGGCAAGAUCCAUGAAAACAAGACCAACUAGGAUGAGCCAGUUGAAAAAUAAAAAUAUGCAAGACAUUAAACAACUAUAAAUCACAAAUUAGUGCUCUCAAACGAUUCAUCCAAAAUAAAACUUUUUGUUUACAUAAUA
Molecule: messenger RNA, 820 nt
Organism: Cyprinus carpio (common carp)
Lineage: Eukaryota; Metazoa; Chordata; Actinopteri; Cypriniformes; Cyprinidae
Product: RAB39a, member RAS oncogene family-like
Molecular function (GO): GTP binding; GTPase activity
Source: RefSeq, a predicted model, not a curated record